Molecule: messenger RNA, 5148 nt
Organism: Rotaria sp. Silwood1
Lineage: Eukaryota; Metazoa; Rotifera; Eurotatoria; Philodinida; Philodinidae
Source: the annotation of a GenBank genome assembly
AUGUUACCGUCAUCAACCCAAGAAACUUUACUUAAUGAUGAUAGUCCACAACGACAUAGUACAUUUUUGCGUUCGAUAUCGGUAUUAGAUUCAAAUGAUUUUAAUAAUUUUAUUCAAGAGCGUUAUGGAGCAUGCUGGGGUACACUCAAAUUUGAAGAUUCAUUAAGUGACUAUUCAAAUGAUGCUCGACCAUUUCUUUAUGUUGAUGAUAAUAUCGAUUUACACGUUUUACGACAAUUUAUGAUAAGUGAAUGGAAAUUACAAACAGCAAAUAUUGUCAUACCUGUUUUAAGUGGUGUGACUAAUCAUAAACCAUUUAAAAAUCAAAAAAUGAUUGAAACAUUGAGAAGUGGAAUUCAAAAUGCAGCCAAUGCAUCAGAAGUAUGGUUUAUAACGAAUGGUAUUGAUGCUGGUAUUCCACAAUUAAUUGGAUCAGCUUUUCGAGAAGAAACUGCAUUGAGACGAGCUGACGAUGCAUGGGCUAUACAAAUGGGUCGUGCACCAAAAAAACGUAAAGCACUUGUUUUACUUGGAAUUGUUUGUGAUGAUGAAAUAAAAGAUUUUAUUGAUCUUAAAGCAUCAAAAGAUAAAAGCAAAAUGGAAGUUAAAGUUCCAACUCGUAAACGUGAUCAACUUUCAUUAAAUAGUGGUCAUUCACAUUUUAUUAUUAUUCGCGAACAAUCCAUAGGUACAAGUUCAACUAUUAAUGCAGGAACAAAAUCAAUAACAAUUGAUAGUGGAGAAAAACAAUUAGAAAAAUUAAUUGAUUCAGCUGAAAGCGCAACCAAUAGAUUUCGUGAUAGAUUUGAAGAUUUUUUACAUCAAGAAGCAUUACAACCACCUACCAAUGAACAACCAUCAAUAGACGUUCUAUCAACUACUCCAUUAAUAUCUCGAAAGAGUACACCAUGGAGUGACGAUGGUUUUCCAAUGGUAUGUACAUUACUUCGUGGUACACCAGGAACAAUUGAACUUUUAUAUCGAAAACUUCAACAAGAAGUUCCUGCUGUUAUUCUUAAAGGAACUGGAUCUGCUGCUGAUAUUAUUGCAUUUGCUUAUGAAGAAAUAAAUGCUAAAAAUGAUAAAGAGUAUGAAGAUAGCUUUUUAAAAGUUGAAUUAACUCGACGUUUACUUGAUGAAUAUCCAACAUUGAAAGAUAAUAAUGUUAAACGAAAUGAAAUUCGUGAUCAUAUUAUUUCAAUUGUAAAAAAAGCAGAUCAAGGAAAAAGAAAAUUUUUAACAUUUGUCGAUGUUAAUAGUACAACAGCAUCAUUAAAUGAUUUUCAUAAAUUUAUUCUUUCAGCUUUAUUACAAUCACAAAAAACUGCAACUGGCAAUAAAGUUAAUGUACAAUUAAAACGAAAUCUUCUAUUAACACUUGAUUGGAAUUUACCAGAUUUAGCUUUAUCAGAAAUCUUUCAACGUGAUGAUGAUAUGAAAUAUUCUAUUCAAGCAGAUUUAUUUGAUAAAGCUUUGCUUGGAAAAAAACUUGAACCAUUUGUAGAUUUAUUUCUUGAUCGAGAAUUUGCUUUACAUCGAUAUUUAAAAUCAGAUAAAUUAAUUAGUUUAUUUAAUGAGGCAAAAGAUCGAGAAUUUUUAACAACAACAUCACUAGAAGGAAUUCUUGGUUUAACUGGAGAUGAAGAAGAAAUGCCAAAAGAUUUUGUUGAACAUGGUCUUAAUGUUAUUGUUAAACGUUUAACAGGAAUUAGUCAUUUUUUUAGUAAACAUGAAAUGGAUUGUAAUGCUAUGGGAAUUUAUUUUGGUGAUAAAACAGAUAAAGGUGUUCAACGACAAAGAAUAAGAGCAGAAAAGAAAGCACUUAGACAUUUGAUUAUUUAUGCUGUAUUAAUGAAUCGACAUCUAUUAGCAAAAAUUCUUUGGAAACGUUCAUCAGAACCUAUUCCAUUAGCAUUAAUUUGUUGUAUGAUGUUUAAAAAAUUAGCACCUUAUUGUCAUGAAUCUUAUCAACGAUUAUUAAUUGAAAAACAAGCCAAAGAAUUUUCUGAUUGUGCUGUUGGUGUACUUGAUAAAGCAUUUAAUGAAGACAAUAUGAGAACAUUUGAAAUGCUUGAUGAAAAACAUCCGGAUUGGAAUCAUAUGGCAACCGUUGAAUUAGCUUAUAAUGCUGAAAAUAAAGAAUUUAUGGCACAUGCUGCUUGUCAAAAAUGGGUUACUAGACAAUUCUAUGGAGAAAUUACUCCACGAGAACUUUCAUGGGGAUUAUUCAAAUGUCCAGAUUAUCUUAAAAUUAUUUUUAGUGCUAUUUUAAUAUUUCCAAUGUGGUUCUGGAUAAAUUUUUCUCCAAUCGGUCAAGCACCACCAACACCAAAAAAAUCAAGUGAUUUACAAGAUGAUAAAAAUUUCGAAAUGAAACCAGAAAAAAAAGUUGAUCAAGGAAAACAAUUAGGUGAAUUUAUUGGUGCAGUAAACAUUCGUGAAGGAAAUAGUAUAUUUCAACGAAUAAGUCGUUGUUGUCGUCGUAAUACCUUUCAAAAACAAAGAAGUGUUACUAGUACAACAAAGUCUGAUGACAAAUCAAUGAGCCAUUGGGAAGAAAUCAAAGUCUUAUGGACAGCACCAAUAACAAAAUUUUAUACAAAUUUCGUUGCUUACAUAGCUUUUUUAUCAUUUUUUACAUUAGCUGUUAUGUGGCCAUCAUGUGGAAAUUUAUUACUUGAUUGUUUUGUCUGGUUUUGGACAGCAUCAAUUGCAUUUGAAAAUACACGUGUUGCUUAUGAAAAAUAUUGUUCUCAAAGUAGUUUACCUUUACAACGAGCUGUAUUAGAAGUUAUUGUACAAACGAUAUUUCUGGCACUUUAUCUUACUUUUAGAAUUAUUGGUUUAUGGAAUUUUGGAACUUGUCAAGUUUUAACAGCAAAAGCAAUAUUAGGUGUUGGUUUAAUUUAUUAUUAUUAUCGAAUAUUAUUUAUUUAUCUACCAAUUAGUCCUAAACUUGGUCCAAUGAUGAUUCGACUUCGUUGUAUGAUAAUGGAUGAUUUUUUGACAUUUUUACAAUUAUUUGUAAUAUUUAUGAUAUCAUCUGGUGUUGCAAUAACAGCUGUAGUUUAUCCACAUUAUCCACUUGGUUUAGAUUUAUUUACAAAAGCUUUUGUAUUUCGUGGUUUAAUGGCAUUAUUUAGUAAUGAAAUGUCGGAUUUAAAAAGUAGUACUCAAGCAUGUUCAAUAAAUGCAACAGGUGAAACAGAAAGUGAAUAUGCUUGUCUAAGAUUAUCACAUGGAUUAUCAUUUAAAUAUGAUAAUCUUUAUGCAUAUAAUCGAUAUGGAAUAUCAUCACCAAAAUGUAAUCAAACAUCAUGGAUAGCAUGGUUUUUACUUAUACAAUAUUUCUUUUUGGCUAAACGUUUUCUUACAUCACUUUUAACAGCUAUGUUUGGUUUAACUGGAGCAAGAGUGCAAAGUCAAUCGGAACAAAUUUGGAUGUAUAAUCGAUAUGAAAUUGUUAUGGAAUAUGAUAAACGACCUCGAUUACCACCACCAUUCGUUGUUAUUUCGUAUAUAAGUAUGUUAAUAACAAAUGGUAGUCGUCGAUGUAUUAUUAAAUUAAAAGAAUGUUCUGAUAAAAGAGUGAAUGCAUCUCGUCGUAAUCGUAGACAUCUAACUGAAGCUAAUAAUAGUACUAUAAAUAAUGAUCAAAAUGCAUUAAAUGCCGAUGAUAAUCAAGGUACAGAUCAAUCAAAGGAAACAAAUGAAGAUGAUUCAUUUUUUGGAUAUUUACUUAAUUGUAAACCAUGUCGACAAGUUACUGAUAAUCAUCGACAAAAACUUGAAGAUUCAAAACGAAAUUGGGAAGAUAGUGAAGCAAACUUAUAUUGGAAAUAUAAAGCUAUUGAAUAUUAUGCUAAAACACAAGAAGCCGAUAAAGUACAAGAAAAACUUGAUAAUUUAUCAAAUAGUGUAACAAAUGUACAAAAAGAUAUGGAUGUACAACGAAAAUCAUUACGACAAAUAAAUGAUCGUGUUGUUACAUUAGAAAAAUUAAUGACUGAUUCACAUAUAUUACUUGAAAAAAUUCGUGCAACUAUUCAACAAGAAGAUAAAUCAUUACCUGAAUGUCAAAAAUUUAUUCAUAUUUUAUCAAGAGAAUCACCAUAUGUUUAUACAAAUGAAGCAAGAUUUCCAGUUACUGAAAAAUACAUUCCGUGGAAGAUUCCAUUUGAUUUAUAUGAUCCAACUUUAAUAACAUUACCAAAAGAACACAAUUGCUUUCGAGAUGAUGAACGACCAUUUGUAGAGCCGAAUUUAUUAAAAAUAAGUUCAACAGAUGAUCAAUCUUCAUUCCAUGUUGAUACAUAUGUAACGCCAGCAACACCACUUACACAACCCGGUACAUUUGGAGCUAUUGAGCCAGCAGUAACAAAUAUAACAACUGAUUUUACAAUGCCUUCAUUCGAAUAUAAAUGGAAUCAAAUUGUUGAAUUACAAUUACCAGAUAGAAAAAAGAUGAUUGUUGAUCGUACAACUUGGUUAACAAAUCCUGUAGAUAAAUCACCACUUGUCUAUCGUUUAGAUACUCAAUUAUUAAUACCAUUAUGUCCAAUGGGUCGUACAGGUGUUCGUGGUCGUGGUGCCUUAAUACGUUGGGGUCCAAAUAAAUCAAUUAUGGGAAUAAUAACUCGAUGGAAAAGACAUCGUGGACAAUUUGCAAUUGUUGAUGGACAAAGAAUCUUAGAAGCAUUAGUAUUUAAAGAUAAAUUAACAAAUGAUUGGAAAUUACCAGGAGGAAAAAUUUUAGGUGUUGAAUCACCUUAUGGAGCUGUUUGUCGUAGUUUUAAUAAACUUGCUUUUCAAGAUAAUGAUUCUGAACAUAGUUUAACUUUACAAGAAAGAGAUAUGAUUGAACAUUUUGAAUCAUUUGCUCGUUCAUCUGAAGGUACUGAUAGACCAAAUGGAUUUGAAUCUCAUAUGGUUUAUCGAGGAUAUAUUGAUGAUGUACGAAAUACAGAUAAUGCCUGGGUAGAAGCAGAAAUAUGGAAUUUUCAUUAUGGUUCAACAAUGUCAUUUCCAAAUUUACGUACUGAUGGUAUGGCAUUAUGGAAAGAUGUAACAUAUAAUGCUCGAGGUUUUCUUAUGCAAACAUCAAUCUUACGUGAAAUAGCCCGAAUACAUGAUGCUUACUUUGAAUGA